GCUUGGAUCAGUGCAUCAAAAGUGCCCUCGUACGUUGUUUUACGCCAUCCAGCCAACCUGGUCCUACACAUGUCGUCACCUGUCAUCCCUUAAUCGCUAGCCCCCCACCCUGCCCCUGACCUAUUCAACUCUGCCUUCAACGGCAAAAUCCUGUAUGGCGCCAUGCCCUCAACUUUCAGUUUUGCAACGUGUACUGCUCUAUUUUCUUCUAUCCUUAUGUCAUUAUCGCUACACUUGCCGUCUGACCCACCACCCUAUAAUCACACUCAGCCAUCACAUGGCGAUUACUCCCUACGCAAAAAUAAGCGAUGUCAGAAUCUAUUGAUCCCUGCGACAUCCUCCGUCUUGAUCCACAUCCCAAACUCUAUCUCCUAUCACGAUGAUAUUCCGCGUAGUACACACCGAAGGAAGCGGAAGGCACAAAGCAUUCCUAUGGUGGAGAUUACACAUCAUAAAGCAGUAGAGCAGUUGACGCCGAAUCGACAGCUUGUGAACGGUCAACGCAUAGUGACCAAGAAUAGCGUGGGGCAUUAGUGUAAAAUUUGAGCUCAUCUUGCAGUUUGACACCGAUUCACCUGGGCAUCGACAUCCGGCAUU
Messenger RNA from Suillus paluster, 597 nucleotides. RefSeq lists its product as uncharacterized. NCBI's taxonomy places the organism in Eukaryota, Fungi, Basidiomycota, Agaricomycetes, Boletales, Suillaceae. The transcript has 3 exons. The record is from RefSeq and is a predicted model, not a curated record. Bases 163 to 534 code for a protein of 123 amino acids.